GCAAACAAUGACAAUGAUCCUUGGUCCAGCUGGAAUGUUGGGAAGUCUGGGAACUGGGAUAACGGAAAUGCUGUUGACAGCUGGGCAACAAAACCUGAAAGUGCAGCUAGCCAGAGAAACAGUGCUUCAAAUAACUGGGAGGCGGCAGCAGCAUUUGGUCAUCCACAGGCAUAUCAAGGACCAGCAGCUGCUGAUGACGAUGAGUGGGAUGAUGACUGGGAUGACCCAAAAUCAACUUCACCAUCUUAUCUUGGUUACAAGGAGACUGACGCAUCAGAGGCUGGGGGAGUCCAGCGUGGAAAUUCUCGUGCAGCCGCUAUGAAGUUACCACUUAACAAAUUUCCUGGAUUUGCAAAACCUGGGAUGGAACAGUAUCUGUUGGCAAAGCAGCUAGCAAAACCCAAAGAGAAAAUUCCCAUAAUUAUUGGUGAUUAUGGCCCAAUGUGGGUUUAUCCUACCUCUACAUUUGAUUGUGUGGUGGCAGAUCCCAAAAAAGGUUCUAAAAUGUAUGGUCUCAAGAGCUACAUUGAAUAUCAGCUGACCUGCACUAACACUAAUCGGUCUGUCAACCACAGAUACAAGCACUUUGACUGGUUGUAUGAGCGUCUCCUGGUUAAAUUUGGAUUAGCCAUUCCAAUCCCUUCUCUUCCAGACAAGCAAGUAACAGGGCGCUUUGAAGAGGAAUUUAUCAAAAUGCGUAUGGAGAGACUGCAAGCUUGGAUGACGAGGAUGUGUCGCCAUCCUGUUGUCUCAGAAAGUGAAGUUUUCCAGCAGUUUCUCAAUUUCCGAGAUGAGAAGGAGUGGAAAACUGGAAAGCGGAAGGCAGAAAAAGAUGAAACUGUGGGAGUCCUGAUCUUUUCCACAAUGGAACCAGAAGCUCCUGACUUGGACAUGGUAGAAAUAGAACAGAAAUGUGAUGCAGUGGGUAGGUUCACCAAAGCAAUGGAUGAUGGAGUUAGAGAGCUGCUGACAGUGGGACAAGAGCACUGGAAGAGGUGUACAGGGCCACUACCCAAGGAAUACCAGAAGAUAGGAAAAGCAUUGCAGAGCCUGGCACUGGUCUUCAGCACUAGUGGAUACCAAG
Messenger RNA from Nestor notabilis (Kea), 1084 nucleotides. It is a transcript of the gene SNX9, whose product is annotated as sorting nexin 9. Lineage: Eukaryota; Metazoa; Chordata; Aves; Psittaciformes; Psittacidae. Gene Ontology annotation, cellular component: plasma membrane; cytoplasmic vesicle. The annotation marks the transcript as partial. The record is from RefSeq and is a predicted model, not a curated record. Gene Ontology annotation, molecular function: phosphatidylinositol binding. The transcript is spliced from 9 exons. Gene Ontology annotation, biological process: endocytosis; plasma membrane tubulation; mitotic cytokinesis.